AUGGCCAAAAUAGUGAUUAUCGGGGCUGGAUUUGCCGGCGUCUGGAGCGCCCUUUCGGCCAAACGACUAGCUACCCUUACGAACAAGGUGGACAGCUUGGAAAUUGAAGUCAUCGCUCCUGAGCCGUCUUUGGUCAUGCGUCCACGACUUUAUGAAGCCAACCCAUCCGAAAUGACACACUCCCUCGGUCUCCUCUUCAAAGAAGCAGGAGUAUCUUUUUUCCAGGGAAUCGCCCAGAAAAUUGAUACCGAGACGAACACGGUCCAUGCUAAAUCUGUUGAUGGCGUUGUGUCAACAAUCAAAUACGACCGCCUGAUUCUAGCCGCCGGUAGCUCCGUCGUGCGCCCUCAAGCAAUUGCUGGCAUUGAACAACAUGCCUUCGACGUUGACUCUCUAGCUUCGGCUGAGAAGCUUGAUGUCCACCUCCGAGGCCUAGCUUCUCUUCCGGAAAGUCCAUCUCGCGAUACAGUCGUUGUAUGCGGCGCCGGAUUCACAGGUAUCGAAGCCGCGACCGAACUUCCCAAACGACUCAAGAAUGCCCGCAUUAUCUUGGUCGGCAACGCAGAACAUGUUGGUCCCGAUCUUGGACCUGGCCCUCGGCCCGUUAUCAUGCAAGCUUUGGCCGCGCUCGGAGUCGAACUCAAGCUUGGAUCUGCCGUGGUGGCUAUCGAUGCAGAAGGCGUAACCCUUGCGUCUGGAGAACGUAUUCCAACAAAAACCGCAAUCUGGACGGCCGGUGUGAGAGCCACGCCUUUGACACAACAGAUUCCGGGGGGAAGAGAUCCUCUCAACCGUCUUCAUGUCAAUCAGCAUCUGCGCGUGCCAUCCGUCAGUAACGUCUUCGCGACUGGUGAUGCAGCUUGUGUCUUUGCCGAUACCAAAGGACAUUACGCGUUGAUGUCUUGUCAGCACGCUCUUUCACUUGGUCGCGUAUCCGGGCACAAUGCUGCGGCAGAUCUUCUUGGCGAGUCUUUAAUUGACUAUCAACAAGCUGCGUAUAACUGCUGCUUGGAUCUUGGUUCUUGGGGUGCUGUCAUUUCUGCAGGGUGGGGUAGGGAGGUCAGUCUGACGGGAGCUGAGGCAAAGAAAGUCAAAUGCUAUAUCAAUCAGAAGUUGAUUUAUCCUCCUGAUGAUAUAGAAAAGGCAAUCGUGCUAGCCAACCCGGUUGGUCCUGACUCUGACGAACUGUUUAGGCAAAUUAUGGAAGCAGUAGCAUAG
This is a messenger RNA of Penicillium verhagenii, 1218 nucleotides long. RefSeq names its product NAD(P)/FAD-dependent oxidoreductase. Bases 1 to 1218 code for a protein of 405 amino acids. Lineage: Eukaryota; Fungi; Ascomycota; Eurotiomycetes; Eurotiales; Aspergillaceae. Gene Ontology annotation, molecular function: NADH dehydrogenase activity. The record is from RefSeq and is a predicted model, not a curated record. The transcript has a single exon.